AUGAUUUUAUUACGAAAAAUUAUUAAACAAUUAAUUCAUAUUCGAUCAGCGAGUCGUCUAUCAUUUCGAAUUAAUGAAUUAGCAAGAUUUAGUGAUGGAAGUGCAAUAGCUCAAAUGAAUAACACAAGUGUACUUGUUACAAGUGUUAGUAAAGCGAAAACAUUAUCAUCGGCUCAACAAUCAUUUUUACCAUUAACAGUUGAUUAUCGAGAAAAAGCAGCAGCAGCUGGUCGAAUACCAACAAACCAUUUACGAAGAGAAUUAGGUUUAACUGAUCAUGAAAUUUUAACUGGAAGAAUGAUUGAUCGUUCAAUAAGACCUUUAUUUUUAAACGGAUAUGUCUAUGAUACACAAGUUACUUGUAAUAUAUUGUCUGCAGAUGGUAUGACAGAACCCGAUGUAUUAGCAAUUAAUGCAGCUUCUGCAUCAAUAGCAACAUCUGAUAUACCGUGGAAUGGACCAAUUGCUGCUGUUCGUAUCGGUUCUAUCGAUGGACAAUUUAUUGUAAAUCCUAAUCGCCAACAAAUACAAAAAAGUGAUCUGAAUUUAGUAGUCUCAGUUAAUUCCAAAGGACAUCUUGUAAUGAUCGAUGCAUCAGCAAAUCGUUUAUCGGAUGAGAAAUUUUUUUCUGCAUUACAAUAUAGUGUUGAAUGCUGUCUUCCAAUAAUUGAACAAAUAAAAAAUCUUUCGUCGAAAACCAAACGUACCAAUAUUGAACUACAAAAACUUGAUAAUUCUUUAAUUGAAAAACUUACAACAUUAUCAUAUGAUCGUCUAUUUAAAAUCUUUACCGAUUCUACACUUGAUAAAAUCGCUCGUGAUACAGCUAUAAUACUUGUUCGUCAACAAGUUCUUAAUGAAAUUAUAUCAUCAAAAGAAGAAAUUACUCCAAUUAAUUUAACAGAAACAUUUGGUUAUGUUGUGAAACGAAUAUUUCGAAAUUUAAUAUUUGAACGAUCACAUCGUUGUGAUGGUCGUUUAUAUGAUCAAUUACGUCCAAUUAAUUGUAAAAUUAAUUUAUAUGAACCAUUACAUGGUUCAGCUUUAUUUCAACGAGGUCAAACACAAGUAUUAUGUACAGUCGCAUUUGAUGCACUUGAUUCACAAUAUCGUCAUAAUGAAUUUGCAUUGAGAACAGGAAUAAAACGUAAACCAUUUAUACUUCAUUAUGAAUUUCCACCAUAUGCAACAAAUGAAAUUGGUCGAACAUAUGGAAGAGCUGAUCGAAGAGAAUUAGGUCAUGGUGCUUUAGCAGAAAAAGGUGUUGAACCUAUUGUACCUAAUGAACUUCCAUUUAUGAUUCGAUUAACAUCUGAAGUAUUAGAAUCAAAUGGUUCAUCAUCGAUGGCAAGUGUAUGUGCAGCUAGUUUAGCACUUAUGGAUGCAGGUAUAAAAAUUCAGGAACCAGUUGCUGGUGUUGCUAUUGGACUUGUUUCAAAAUGUACUGAUGAUGGUUCAAUUACUGAUUAUCGUAUAUUAACAGAUAUUUUAGGUAUUGAAGAUUAUAUGGGUGAUACUGAUUUUAAAGUAGCUGGAACACGAAAUAGUAUAACUGCAUUACAAGCUGAUAUAAAAAAUUUGGAAGGUUUACCAUUAAAUAUUGUUCAGGAAGCUCUUCGUGCAGCUCGAGAUGCUCGUUGUAAAAUAAUUGAUAUUAUGAAUAAAGCAAUUAAAGAACCGAGUAUAAUUAAAAAACAAAAUACACCAGAACUAGAAACUUUAACUAUUCCAAGUCAUAAACGUGGUCGUUUUCUUGGAAUUGGUAGUAUGAAUUUAAAGAAAAUCUUAGCACAAACUGGUGUAACCAUAUCACCAAUAGAUGAAAUAACUUAUUCAAUAUUUGCACCAAAUAAAGAUGCCUUAACUGAAGCAAAACAAAUUAUUGAUAAACUUUUAGAAGAAAUGAAAGAACCCGAACUUGAAUUUGGUGGAAUUUAUACAGGUAAAAUUGUUGAAAUACGUUCGAAUGGUGUUCUCAUACAAUUAUAUCCAACAAUGUCACCUGUUCUAUUACCCAAUUCACAACUUGAUCGACGAAAAGUUGAUCAUCCAAGUGCAUUAGGUUUAAAUGUUGGUGAUGAUUUACAAGUGAAAUAUUUUGGUCGUGAUCCUGUAUCAGGUACAAUGCGUCUUUCAAGAAAAAUUCUACUUAGUACUGGUGGUAUUGGACCCGUACGAAAUAUGAUUUCAACUGAAAAAGAUGAAAAACGACCAGGAAUAUGGGAUACUCGAUCAUCAGUGAAUGAAAAUAAUUCCGUAGAUAAUAAGAAGAAAUAG
Molecule: messenger RNA, 2277 nt
Organism: Adineta steineri
Lineage: Eukaryota; Metazoa; Rotifera; Eurotatoria; Adinetida; Adinetidae
Source: the annotation of a GenBank genome assembly